AUGAAACUGAACCAAGGGACACUGGACCAAAGGGAACUGGACCUUGGGACACUGGACCAAGGAACACUGGACCAAGGGAAACUGGACCAAGGGAAAGGACACUGGACCAAGGGACACUGGACCAAGGGACACUGGACCAAGGAAACUGAACCAAGGGACACUGGACCAAGGGAAACUGGACCAAGGGAAAUUGAACCAAGGGACACUGGACCAAGGGACACUGAACUAAGGGAAUCUGGACCAAGGGAAACUGGACCAAGGGACACUGAACCAAGGGAAACUGGACCAAGGGAAAUUGAACCAAGGGACACUAAACCAAGGGAAACUGGACCAAGGGACACUGGACCAAGGGAAACUGGACCAAGGGAAACUGAACAAGGGAAACUGGAUCAAGGGAAACUGAACCAAGGGAAACUGGACCAAGGGAAAUUGAACCAAGGGACACUGGACCAAGGGACACUGAACCAAGGGAAACGGGACCAAGGGGAACUGGACCAAUGGACACUAAAGGAGAAACAUAGAAACUGGCCUAGGGACACUGUACCAAGGCACACUGGACCAAGGGACACUGGACCAAGGGAAACUAGACCAAGGGAAAGUGAACCAAGGGACACUGGACCAAGGGAAACCGGAACAAGGGACACUAGACCAAGGAAACUGAUCCAAGGGACACUGGACCAAGCAGAACUGGACCCAGGGAAAACUGGACCAAGGGACACUAGACCAAGGAAACUGAACCAAGGGACACUGGACCAAGGGAAAUUGAACCAAGGGACACUGGACCAAGGGAAACUGAACCAAGUGAAACUGGACCAAGGGAAACUGAACCAAGGGACACUGGACCAAGGGAAAUUGAACCAAGGGACACUGGACCAAGGGAACCAACUGGGAACCAAGGGAAACUGGGACCAAGGGAAAUUGGGAACCAAGGGACAAUGA
This is a messenger RNA of Macrobrachium nipponense, 939 nucleotides long. RefSeq names its product ribosome-binding protein 1-like. The record is from RefSeq and is a predicted model, not a curated record. Bases 1 to 939 code for a protein of 312 amino acids. The transcript is spliced from 2 exons. NCBI's taxonomy places the organism in Eukaryota, Metazoa, Arthropoda, Malacostraca, Decapoda, Palaemonidae.